UUUUAUCUAAUUAUCAAUCCUGUUUCCAGUCUAAAUGUCACCAAAUGAUUGACUGAACAAAGAGGAAGUUGACAACCCCUCACUUUCCAUCUUCUUUCCAGGGCCAUUUUGUUUUCACUCUCUUCUCUGCUUAUCCACCUUUCCCUCUCUCUCCCUCUCUUUCCUACUUCCUAACACGGUUUGGCGUCACCAGACUCGAAAUGCAGAAAUGGUCAAUCAACAAACAAGCCCCUGACCAAAUAAAAUCUUAGCCGUCGCUUGCAAACUUGUGAAACAGUGAACAUGUUAAUACUCGAAAAUGAUAUGCAUGCAGGUCAACCUCAAGUCUUACUUGAGUAUUUGAAAAUGCAGAUGGGCCGGGCUCCGCCACUGCCCUUUCCUUUUCAGACCUUUGAUUGGAAACGAUAGAACAAGAUAGUGUAUGCCAACUUCUUGGAAGUUGCAAGACAGAGGACGAGAGAGUUUCUAAAACGCGGUUCAGUAUCUAUAAAAAUGCUUGUCAUCUCAGCUAUGUCAGAACUGAAAACUGUUAUCUUUAUGUUUUGCUUCCUUGAACUGCAAGCUCAAACAAGGGGAGGGGAGGCUGUAGUCCUUGUUGUGUCUUUCAAUUACGAUUCCAAAAUCAUGGGUUCCCCGGCUCAUUCCUUGUUGUGUUAGUUCCUUUUAGGCUUUUUGUAGUAAUAAUUUUUCAUCUGAAAAAGUGUAUUUGUGCAGAAAAUAUCUGUGAAGGCAAGGGCGACAUUUCAAGUUAUAAGCACAAAUCCUUUUGAGAGUAAAAAUGACAACAUGUGAUGCACUCCAAAGAUGGUUCAGAUUGCCUGAACGACUGGUCAUAUUCACUUUUGGUCUGCUCCUCAGCAAGGGAAUGAUGACUUAUGUGCUGGCAAACCUUAUGACAUUCCUCACAGAUUUCUGGAAUUUGAAUUUAAAAGAAGCUGCAGCAAUCGUCAAUCUUCAAGAGGGUCUAAGGAAUAUGUUGCAGAUACUCGUUGCUCUCUGCAUAGAUGCUUGCCUUGGUUAUCGAUGGAUGUUGAUUCUAUCUAGUGUUUUAUAUUCUACUGGACUUGGCCUUUUAGCAUUCUCAGUGCCUCAAUACUUUUUCAAGAAUGAAAAAGUAUGUCCUCUGGAGAAAGUCCAAUGCUUUAAGAAGUUGAAACAUACACCUUUCUGGGAAGGAUUAGCUCUUCUGAUCGCUGGUGGUGCUGCACAAGUUAUUCCCCUUUACUCCCUUUCUUUUGAACAAACCAAGGUUGUAAGAGUACCAGAACACUGUGAAGCAACAAAACUAAAAGUUGCAUGUUGCUUGUGCAAGGUUAGAAUAGGAGGCUGGCGGCAAUUGCAGCAGAGAAUAAUCAGAUGGUUUUGUAUCGGAUUUAUGAUGCUGGGAACUAUAACAUCAGUUUAUGGUUUCAUCUCUUUUAAACGCAAAUGGCAUCAGCGUUUUUUGAUAUCAGCCAUUGCCAUAGUAAUUGGUUUGCUUUGGUUUCUCUGUGGUUUCCCCUUCUAUGGGCCUCGUCGACUGCAGCCAAGUCCUCUUUCCACUAUGCUAAGUGCCUUGAUUGCUGCGGCGCGGAAGAGGCAUCUUAAUUGCGGAGGAAAUUUGGAACAACUUCAUCGUGGUAAUGCGGAAGAAACUCUACUCCUUACAGACCAUCUUAAGUGGCUCAACAAGGCUGCAGUAAAAGAGUCAUUGGCUGAUGAUAAUCUAACGAUGGAAGAAAAGAGAUGGAGACUCUGCACAGUAAAUGAAGUAGAGCAAACAAAACUUCUAUUAAAUAUUAUUCCAAUGUCCGCAACUUUCAUCCUGUAUGGCAUGGUGAAAUCUCUUGGCAAUUCCUUCUUUGUUGAGCAGGCUAACAGCAUGAGAGGUGGUAUCCCAAUAGUUGUUUUUCAGAUGAUCAAAGGAUUUUCUAAAGGGUUAGUCAAAAGUGGGUAUAAAAUGGUGUUUGAAAAACGGAUAAGAAGAAUAAAAAGACAGUACUCUGAUGGAGUGAAGAUUGGCAUUGGUAUGCUGGCUUCUAUAAUAUGCUGCGCUGCUGCGUCAUCAGUUGAGUCUCAAAGGUUAAAAGCUCUGAGUAAAGAGGGCCUGUCAAAUGAUCCGAAUGCUACUGCCCCCAUCACAGCAUUUUGGUUGGUUCUGCCAUUUUUUUUCCUGGGCGCAAUGGAAGGCUUAGCUGGUGAUGGCAUCCAAGAUUUCUUUGGUCAUUAUGCUCCAGAUUCAAGGAGAUAUGGACCUGUAUUUACUAGCUCACUCACCGGAUUUGGAACGGUACUUAACAUAGGAUUCCUAUCUUUUCUAGAUUAUUACAGCAAAUCCAGAUACAGUGUGAGUUGGCUUGGUGAUAAUAUAAACCAAAGUCGGUUAGAUUAUAUCUAUCGCGCAUAUACCAUGGUGGCCCUGUUCAACUGUUUUCUCUAUGCUUAUGUCUCCUAUCAGUAUUCUUACGAUAAUAUCAUAGGAAGACCAGAAGAAGAAGAAGAGAUACCAUUCUUGGAAGUGAAAGAAGAAGAAACAGCAGCCGGAGACCAACAGAACAGCCAAGGGCAAGUGAAUGUUGAGUUGCAUCCGAUUCCAGUGCGUUAGCCUGCUGAUUUCUCAAGAAAUACCAUUUUGUUAUGCUUUCCAGUCCAAGUAAGGCUGUAUUUCCAAGUGUCUAUAAAUAUCUAUAUUUUACGCUUUAGGAUCUUGGUGUAAUGUUUAGAGAGAAGUAUGUAGCAAAAGAGUCAACAGACUGUGAGAUGGUGUUGGGAUUUUAGGUUUGUGAAUAUGAGAGAAUGAACAAAGAAUAUGCAUGUAAUCCUUGAUUCUGAAAGAUUGUUAGUGGAAAAGUUGUUGGAUUUUUACAAUCUUGUUUAUAAA
Messenger RNA from Theobroma cacao (cacao), 2860 nucleotides. Lineage: Eukaryota; Viridiplantae; Streptophyta; Magnoliopsida; Malvales; Malvaceae. The record is from RefSeq and is a predicted model, not a curated record.